Messenger RNA from Mugil cephalus (flathead mullet), 1181 nucleotides. It is a transcript of the gene fkbp1b, whose product is annotated as FKBP prolyl isomerase 1B. Bases 196 to 522 code for a protein of 108 amino acids. Gene Ontology annotation, molecular function: peptidyl-prolyl cis-trans isomerase activity. The record is from RefSeq and is a predicted model, not a curated record. The transcript is spliced from 4 exons. Lineage: Eukaryota; Metazoa; Chordata; Actinopteri; Mugiliformes; Mugilidae.
CUCGCGACAAAACAAGAAAAUAUCUUGGCUGUCUGUCUGCGUGUUGGCUGGAGCUACGGUCGGUAGUGAUCGGCGAAUGCAUGGUUUCCGCCGAUAAAGCCCGAAUUGUAGCCGUCACAGAGGUAACGCCGGCAGUAGAAAGGGGACUUUUUAUACUGUAUAGUUUAUAGUACUAGUAUUUGAAGUAGAACAACCAUGGGCGUGGAAGUCGAAACUAUAUCUCCCGGCGAUGGAAGAACGUUUCCAAAGAAAGGCCAGACAUGUGUUGUUCAUUACAUAGGUAUGCUGCAGAAUGGGAAGAAGUUUGACUCGUCUCGAGACAGGAACAAGCCCUUUAAGUUCAAGAUUGGACGGAUGGAGGUCAUUAAGGGCUGGGAAGAAGGAGUAGCACAGAUGAGCCUGGGCCAGAGGGCUAAAAUCACCUGCACACCAGAUAUGGCUUACGGAGCGACAGGCCACCCCGGGGUCAUCCCCCCGAAUGCCACACUUAUUUUUGAUGUGGAACUACUCAAGCUGGAGUAACGCCUGCAGCAAACGACGAUGGUUGAAGGUUAACGAGGCUUCAUAUGCCACAACCUGUUUCCACAGGGAGAGACCAUACCCGGCUGCUGCCUCCCACCAUCUGCCUGCCCUUCUUCUUCUUUGGUUUCUACAGUUUUCUUAAGUUCUGCAUUUACAUGUACCUUAUGCUGCUUUGUUGCCAUCUUGUCAUAUAGACACAAUAGUUACACUUUCACAUCAUCAAGACUUUUACACACAUACAGCAUUUCAGUUUGUUAGUAUGCUUUUUUGUUGAAUGUCAUUUAAUGUUGUAAAUUUUGUUUAAACAUGAGGAAACCUGUCAUCUGAUGAAAAGCUGUACUACAUUUCAAUCAAAACAUAUACCACAGUCUGAACUAAGGGUACAUCUGCUGAAAGUACAAUAUGUCUGCUCUGUAUAUUAACUGGGCAUUAUAUACCACCAUCUGCAUUGCCACUUUGAUAAAGGCCUGUCCUGCUGAAUGCUAUGAAUGAUGUUGCUAUGUUUAGUAUAUUUUAUAACCCUCAUGAAUAUUUACUGCAGGUGUACCCUAUCAAAUUCAACUCAGUCCAAUACUGUACAGAAUACUUUAAGAGCCAUUGCUACUGUAAUCGUUUAUUGACCAACUCUUGAAUAAAAAUGGCAUGUACUGUGUUGAGAA